Molecule: messenger RNA, 333 nt
Organism: Colletotrichum truncatum
Lineage: Eukaryota; Fungi; Ascomycota; Sordariomycetes; Glomerellales; Glomerellaceae
Product: mitochondrial 54S ribosomal protein mL60
Cellular component (GO): mitochondrial large ribosomal subunit
Molecular function (GO): structural constituent of ribosome
Source: RefSeq, a predicted model, not a curated record
AUGUUCGGGGCUUUCCGCAUGACCUCGCCGCUGUCGAGCGGUCUUCUCUGGAAGAUCCCCUGGAGGAUGUCCAAGUUCCAGAAGCGCCGCCACAGACUCCGCCUCCGCGCCGUCGACAAUGUUGUCGCGACGGUGGAUUCGGCGCUUGCCAAGCAGGGGGAGACGAUCGCUGCGCUGGAGCUAUGGAAGGCCGAGAUGCCUACCGAGGCUGAAAUGUUGCCGAGGGACAAGUACACCAUGUUCGACCGCAAGGAAAAGAAGUACCGCAAGGGCAUUCACAAGCUCCCCAAGUGGACGAGAGUUUCUCAGAGAUUGAACCCUCCCGGUUACUAA